CAAUAUUUCGGGGCCAUAUAAAACUCGGAGGUGAUAGACCGAUUGCACUAUCAACACAAGCUUGUGGAUCCACGGACACUAAGUUGCAGAUUUCCGGGUUGAACACUUAAUAUGGUGCACGCGUAGUGACAGAGAUGGUGACAUUCAUUGAGGUGGUGGUGGUGGUGGCUCUCCUUACUUACUAUAUAUUGAAGACGGAAGACUCCCUGGAAGACGAACCGGUUUUUGUGGGACCUUUGGGGGACACCUUUCGCAAUCCGAGAGAAUGUCCUGUUUGCAAACAGGAAUUCAAUGGGGAAGAUCGUCGACCACGAAAUCUCCAGUGCUCACAUCAUCUCUGCACCUCUUGCAUUGACACAAUGCUCCGCAUGUGCCUCGUUUUUGUCCCAUUUGCCGCGAAUAUGUCAGCGGCGUCUCAGCUAAGCAUUUCAAAAUUAACUAUGGCGUGGAGGAUUUCAUGAGGUUCCAGGAUUCGACAGACAGAGGCAAGGGAUCCCAUCCCAUGUCAAAGAGGAUGGCACGAAUGACGAAGGAAUACAUAGAUGCCACAGAGCAACUGGUGAAUGACUGUGAGGACAGGGAAGGUCAGCUGAAAGACAGACUGAACACGAUAACUCCGUUGGAGGAAGACUUGAACGCUGCCAUCGAGACUGUGGAGUGCGAAUUAAGGGCCAAGCUCCAGGUGCUCGUCCACCUAAACAAAAUGGCCAUCCAAGAGCUGGGGAGGGAGAGUAAUAGAAUUCGCAGCCAAAUUUUGGAAUCAGAAAAUAAACGGAAGGAAUUACAGGUCGUGUCUGAAGAACUGGAACAAGCAAAAACUUCAGGAGACGCUGCAAAUUCUCUUGGGAUGGCCGACGUGUGUCAUCAUGAGAUUGAGGAAUGGAUGGUGAAUCAUGAUUUGCCUCCAGAAAAUAAGGAUGCACUGAAAAAUGCAGAAAAGGUCUGCAAAUCAACGAAAGACAAAGUUAACCUGAUUCUCGAAAUCAUAAACUCCGAAGAAAUAAAUGGCAACUUAGUCUUCCGGAGUUCUACAUUCUGCAGAAAGUUAAACUUGCCUGAAGUGAUCACGGGUGACAUCGUGCUGCAGAUGGGAGAGGAUAUAAGACUCUUAGCAGAACAAGAGCUGCUCUUUGCUGUUCAGCGUGGACGAGGUCAGGUUUCCUGCGCCAAGAUUUCUUAUCGGGGGAAUCACCUCUACUUGCAUUGCCUCUUGAACAAACUUCCUCCUCAGAAUGCCCGCACCAUCGGGUAUAAAGAGCUGAUGUCCCAGAAAGAAAAAUCGAUGCUGUCUUUUCUCGAGAUCGGAUCCAAGGAAAAGGUCUUGGGAAGAGUUCACAUUAGGCUUCUACCAGACAAUCCCAGGGCAAAGAACUUCGCUCUGUUGUGCUCAGGGAUGAAGGAAGUUUCCUACAUUAAUUCCAAACUGCUCGAGACCUGGGGCAAGGGUCAAAACAGGGAGCACAUCAGGGGAGGAGAUUACGCGAGGAACACAGGAGAAGGAGGGGCACCUCUGGUCCCUGUCCCUAUGGAAAACGAGAAGAAGAGCGACCCCUGGAGAGCUGGGAGCGUCUGGGGGAAGCGGGCAGAAACCUCGGCUUCGCAGUUCUACAUCAGCACCAGAGACGAUCCAGGCGAGAUGAUCAAGGGGCUUUUCGGGAGGGUGGAGGACGGCCUCCAAGUUGUGAAGGAGGCAAUCCAGUCUUUCGAUGACAUAAGGCAACUUAAGAUAACCGACUGCGGUUUCGUCUUUCAUCCGUCUAGUCAUUCUGAGCCAUGAAUAUGUUUCGUUGCGUUUCCGGGAUAUUUUUGUUUGAGCAAAACUGGUAUCGUGAGGGCAUACUUUCAUGGAACAAUGGUACUAUUCGUAGAGGGAAAAUGGUUAGUCCCUGACAUGCCAUAAUUUAAAGAAAACUCGAAUUUGUCUUUGGAAAAAAAGAAAAAAAAAUGAUAGGAUGGGAAUUACCUACAAAGUUCAUUAUAAGACAUUGAAAGUUGGAUGAUAAUGUCAUCUGCCCUAAAUAUACCUUGGAUAUAUCUGGGAACUGAUGACGUCACUCCACAAUACUUAAAGCAGCGAGUUGUUUAAACGACGAAACUAGAAUUGUCUAACCCAGGGUUUCCAACCUUUUUUUGGCCAUGCCCCUUUAAUCACUUCUAAAAUCCUGAUGGCCCCUGUUGUGAUAUACAGUUCUUAUAUAUUCACGUGGAGGAAUCCUGAAAGGCCCUCAAAUUGGUUUAAACAGUCUUGAAUUCACACCCCCCACCCCCACUAUGAAAAUCAAAUUACCCUCUGAUGGGGCGUACACCCCACAUCGGGAACCACUGCUAACCCAUAGGAAGAUGAUUUCUCGCUACCCAGGAGAUUCUUAUCCAGAGAGACUUCGGGAAGAAUGGCAGAUUCCGGGGGGAGGACUCCUGGUCAAGAGAGGCUUAGGGAAGUAUGCAGAUGCAAAAGGGCGCGGGGGGGGGGGGGGGGAGAGGACUCCAGGCUCCCUAUGCAUAUAUACAUAUUAACUAUGUUAGUGAAUUAUGUCCUCUUUAGUUCGAGCGUGUAUACUGUAAGAUUGGUUUACUUUCGCGUUUACUUUUAUGUAUGCAUCUAACCUUCUUUUGUUGGUGUAUUAGGCUCGUUUUCUUAUUAAAUUGAUAUCGUCCUAGUGUGCAAAUCACUCUGUCUCUGUGUGUGCAUAUAGGCAGGUAAAGGUUUCAUGCCGCCAUUGUGGUUCAGGUAGCUCUGAAAAUGAGACAAUUAGUUAAGCCUAAUGCACACAGUUGCACACUGUUGGGUCAGAGGUAACAGAGAUAGUAAAAAAAAAACCGAUGCGCGAAUAUCGAUAUUUAGUCUGUUUUAGAAGGAUUUUCCCAAAAGUCUAAAACGCUGAAAUAAGUUGUAAUACGCACCUUUGAUUGUAAUGCUUUUGGUAUCUUGAAGUAUUUCACGUUAAAGACAAUCAGGUUUUGAGAGUAAUAUUGUAUGUAAUGUACAAAUCGUAUGAGUCAGAUUUGACGUACUUCUCAUAAGCAUGAGUCCUUUUUAACAUAAGUUCAGCUUGAUUUAGAAACGACAGCACCAAUGUGAUCAAAGUUAGUGACUAAUUUCUGUAUCUAAUCUAGGAUUGUCAGAAUAUUAUAAAAAUUCAAAAAAAACUGGCGUAGAUGAGCGAUUGCAGGAAGAGAACACAAGAUGAUAAGAUCCGGAACUGUGUUGCCACUGAAUGUUUUGGUCCAACUGGAUGUCUGAAUUCAAAUCACUCAUCAUUUGGAAUUUGCAUCCUAUUAUUUGUCUUUAAUCCAAUAAAAUUCUGCUUUAUUGACAUAUAUUUAUAUCACAUAAUUUUGUACCAUUUCAAUCAAAUUACAGAAUACCUGUUUUUUAUAUGUAUAUAAAAUAUAUCACAACUGGCCGUUGAAUGUAAAUGUUUUGGGUGAAGGAGUACCUACAAGGUCAAAGUUUAUUAAUGUCUUUAUUUCCCUCGCAAAUAUAAUAUGGAUAUAAUCGUUGCAAUUGACAAUCAGUAUAAAAAAUAUUUUCCUCGUUAUUGUUUGGAGUCUUUGACAAGACUGCCAUUUUGUACUUAGCGUUUUCUUCAUAUUUGGUCGAGCAGUUUCUGUACAUCCAUCAAGAAACUCUCUGCUUGAAUCUUAGACAGCUCGAGCAACUGUGACAGAUAAACAAACUCAGGGUUUUUUUUUAUUUUCAAUUCAAAUAUUCCAUCCUUUUGAUUUCAUAGCUACCCGUAUAAUACAAUAUCAUUAAGUAAAGAAAAGAGAUUGAUGCAUUUGACCACCAUUUAUUCAAAUAAAGGAAGAAAAAUUUUAAAGGAUUUCAAAUUAGUUUAAUGAGGAAAAAUGUUUACUAAUGGUUUGGCACAGUUUAUUGCAAUUAUUUUUAUUAUAAUUCCUUUUAAUAUAGUUUUAUAAUGAUAAGAUCCGAGUGGGUAUUUUUUUUUGUCCUCCCCGAGUAGUAGUAGGCGAGACAUGACACAGCCGCCCACCCCCUGCAAAUCAAUUUCCCCACCCUGGGUGAGGGGCCAGGUAGGUAGGGAAAUGGGUGGGUAGUGGAGAUAUCCACCCUCCUCCUGCAAACCUGUUUUCCCGCUUCGGGUGGGGCGGGGUAGGUAGGGGAUCAGGUAGGUAGGGUAGACAUCAGUGCCGGGUUCCAGCUCGCGUAGUGGCUCGUGCCUUUUAUAAUGUUGCCAGAUUAUGGUGCAAAUUGCAUCAAAAUAUACUUCCAGAAUUAUAAAAGGAAAGAGAAUUAGAAGGGAUUUCUCAAAAGAAGGAACCGAAUGAGAAUAUUAUUUCAUAAUGUUCUCAUUUUAAAAGUACAUAAACAUUCGGUUAUUGACAAAGAAGCAUUUUGCUUCUAAGCUAAACAGGGAGCUCAGAUUUGCGCGAGAGGAGAAUCUUUCUUACGCACCUACUUUGAAGGUAUACUUGGUCCUUCCCUAGGCGGCCGUUGUUGGGGUUGAGGUGCAGAAGGGAGUGUGAGGCCUCUUGUGUUCCCCAGAAUUAUUCUGUAGAGACCAACGUUUCCAACAUCAGAUACAUAUUACUAUCAAUGUCAUUUUUGCAGUGGUUGAUAAAUAAUAUUCUUUUGAUACAAUGCCUGUAAAUUUCUAUUCUAAAUUAUGUAGUGAAUCAGAUACCCAAAGUGAUCUGAGGACAUUUCGUGUCUGCUUGAUGUAACCAUGGCAUCAUUAUUUUGUUUUUUCUGGACAGCAAGUUGAACAUGUUUUUUGGCGUCAUUAAAAGGACUAGAAAAGAAU
This is a messenger RNA of Macrobrachium nipponense, 4766 nucleotides long. RefSeq lists its product as uncharacterized. Gene Ontology annotation, molecular function: peptidyl-prolyl cis-trans isomerase activity. The coding region runs from base 458 to 1777 and encodes 439 amino acids. Gene Ontology annotation, biological process: protein peptidyl-prolyl isomerization. Lineage: Eukaryota; Metazoa; Arthropoda; Malacostraca; Decapoda; Palaemonidae. The record is from RefSeq and is a predicted model, not a curated record. The transcript is spliced from 6 exons.